This is a messenger RNA of Ipomoea triloba (trilobed morning glory), 1089 nucleotides long. RefSeq names its product salicylate carboxymethyltransferase-like. Lineage: Eukaryota; Viridiplantae; Streptophyta; Magnoliopsida; Solanales; Convolvulaceae. The transcript has 4 exons. Gene Ontology annotation, molecular function: S-adenosylmethionine-dependent methyltransferase activity. Bases 1 to 1065 code for a protein of 354 amino acids. The record is from RefSeq and is a predicted model, not a curated record. Gene Ontology annotation, biological process: methylation.
AUGGAAGUUGUUCAAGUGCUUCACAUGAAUGCAGGAAAUGGAGAGGCCAGUUAUGCCAACAAUUCCCAAUUCCAGGAAAAGGCCAUAGCUAUGGCAAAGAAAAUAACAGAAGAAGCCAUAACAGAUGUGUAUAAAAGCCUUUGCCCAAAAACAGUAUACAUAGCGGACUUGGGGUGUUCCUCCGGGCCAAACACGUUGAUGGAAGCCGGCGAGUUAGUGAAAGCGUUCGACAAAGCGCGUAGAAAUAUGGGACACCAGUCGCCGGAAUAUGCUGUAUACUUGAAUGACCUUCCCAGCAAUGAUUUCAACUCCAUUUUCCGGUCACUGCCGGUGCACCAAGAAGAUCUCAAGAAAGAAAUGGACCAAGAGUUUGGGCCGUGCUUCUUCGCCGGAGUUGCGGGUUCUUUCUACGGAAGGCUUUUUCCGGCCAACUCUCUGCAUUUUGUUCAUUCAUCUAUUAGUCUUCAUUGGCUAUCUCAGGUACCUAAAGGAUUAGAGGAGAACAAAGACAACAUUCGUGUUGUAGCUUCGAGCCCACCUAGUGUGGUAAAGGCAUACCAUGAGCAAUUCGAGUGUGAUUUUUCAAGUUUCUUAAAGUGUCGUGCAAAAGAACUGGUGACUGGUGGUCGAAUGGUAUUAUAUUUUCUUGGAAGAAGGUGUGAAGACCACAUUUCUAGUUACAAUAAUGUAUGGGAACUUUUAGUCAAGGUCCUCAAUAAUCUUAGUGCAGAGGGAGUAGUAGAUGAGGAAAAAGUGAAUUCAUUCAACUUUCCUAUCUACUGGGCAUCUCCGAAUGAAGUGAAAAUGGUGGUUGAAAAGGAAGGGUCAUUCUCUAUUGAAUAUUUGGACAAUUUCAUGUAUGAUCUGGAAAAUGAAAAACACAUUGACACUGGAAACUUCCUUGUCAAUAGUUUCAGAGCUGUGCUUGAGCCCAUAGUUGCUAGCCACUUUGGUGAAGAAAUCACUGAGGAGAUUUUCAAGAGGAAAAAGACCUUGAUUUUAGAGUCCAUUCAUGAAUUACAAAAGGUGGAAUUCUUUAAUGUUGUCUCCAUGACUAAAAAGUAAUUAUAUAUUCAUUAUUCUUACUAU